AUGCAAAGGUACUGUCAUGAAGCUGGCCUGGCUGUAACUGCAUCUCGACCACAGGGAAAGUGGCAGUGUUAUUUCGCAAGAGCUUCAAUCAGUAAAUUGCACGAAAUCAAUGUUGUCAGUCUCCUGAUCCAAAAUUAUUUUCUGCAAAAUGAAGCUACGCAGUGGAGAGUACGGUCGCAACGGCGUAAUUUGGGUUACUCGAUAGUGACGAAGUCUCGAUUUUUGAAAGAUUGGUCAGAAGGUUGA
Molecule: messenger RNA, 246 nt
Organism: Blumeria graminis f. sp. triticale
Lineage: Eukaryota; Fungi; Ascomycota; Leotiomycetes; Helotiales; Erysiphaceae
Source: the annotation of a GenBank genome assembly